Misgurnus anguillicaudatus (oriental weatherfish) is the source of this 2586-nucleotide messenger RNA. Lineage: Eukaryota; Metazoa; Chordata; Actinopteri; Cypriniformes; Cobitidae. The record is from RefSeq and is a predicted model, not a curated record.
UUGUUGGUACUGUGGUUGUCUUGUGUUUGUAUGUGUUUUACAGGUUCACGUGUGCUUCCCUCACAGGUGUUCCUGUUCAGUGUGAUUGCCUCCUCUCGUCUUCCUCACCUGUUGCUUGUUAUCCUCUCGUCUGGUCUGUGUAUUUAAUCCCUGUGUCUCUAGUGUGUCUUUGCAGAUCCGCUUGUCUAUAUACGCCAGUGUUUGUACUGUGAAUGUACUCAUCAGUUACUAGCUCUACUAGUCUCUUGUCCUGUUAUGUCCUUAGUUUGUCAGUUUUGCCCAGUUUGUUGUUUUGUUCGUUUGCCCCACUCAUUUGUGCUCUCAGCUGUUCUGUGAUUUUUCCUAUCACCCUUCAAGGACUUCAGAGUCUGGGUUACCAGUGCUUGAGUGGAUUCCCUUCAGCGAGAGGACUCUGAGCUUUAUUGACUGUCAUUAUUGUUAUUUUCAAUAAAUUCUGUUAAAUCUGCUUUGGGAUCCCUGUGUAUCUCUCGGCCCUGACAGAACGGAUCUGCCAGUAAUGGAUCCCGCAGAUACAGAAUCUGGCUGUUCAGCGACCGCUCAGCUCUCCACUACUGCCCAGGAGGAGGAUUCGGCUUUCACUGCCCACCGCAACCACCAUGCCCGUUUACUCUUUGGCAUGCGGCAGAGAGGAGCAGAGAUCCGGUCCUUCGCCUCCAAGUUCUUGGAGGAGGCUCGUCUUGCCGGGCUUAGUGGGAAUGAGCUUAAGGUGAUAUUUUAUGCCUGCCUCGAUGAGCCUCUCAGGUCCAGUGAGGUGGAGUUGCUCAAGCCCUUGGACUUCUUCGACAUGGUCAACUUCGUGAGGAACAGGCCUGAACCCAAGUCUAGACCCCUGUCACCUGUCCCAGAGGGCCGCGUUGUCGGGAGGAUGGUCCUGGAAAGCUCAGCACCCACCACAUCAAGCUCCAUAAGCUCCGCCCCGCCAGCCAGCCUUCGGGGUAGUCGUUUGGCGAUACGGGGAAGGGGCAUUCAGACCGGGGCGAUCAGGUUGGGGAGGUCGACUCUCAUCUCUCUAGCGCCGGAGACUACGCCCGCACCCGAUCUCUAUCCUGCAUUACCGGUCUCCGGACGGAGGAAGAAGAGGAAGAAGAACUCAUCCGCUCUUCAACUAGCUGCCACCCCUCAGUCCUCUGAGAAGCAGCAGCCUCUGUCUGCUCCGCUGCAGCCCCUGCCGUCUGCGCAGCCUCCGCUGCAGCCCCUGCCGUCUGCGCAGCCUCCGCUGCAGCCCCUGCCGUCUGCGCAGCCUCCGCUGCAGCCCCUGCCGUCUGCGCAGCCUCCGCUGCAGCCCCUGCCGUCUGCGCAGCCUCCGCUGCAGCCCCUGCCGUCUGCGCAGCCUCCGCUGCAGCCCCUGCCGUCUGCGCAGCCAACCGCAGCAGCCUUUGUCUCUGUCCCGUCUCCGCUGCCGUCCGCAGCGGCCCCUGUCACUGUCCCUGUGUUGUCUCCGCAGCCGUCCGCUGUACCUCCUGUCACUGUCCCUGCCUCGUCUCCGCUGCCGUCUGCAGCGGCUCCUGUGACUAUUCCUGUCUCGCCUCCGCAGCCGUCCGCUGCGCCCCCUGUCACAGUCUCCAUGUCGUCUUCGCUGCCGGACGCGGCGCCCCCCGUCAUUGUCCCUGCCUUGUCUCCGCUGCCGUCCGCAGCCUCCUCUGUCAAGGUCCCUGUGUCAUCUCUGCAGCCGCCCGCUGCACCCCCUGUCAUGUUUCCUGUUUCCCCUCAGCCUUUAAACCCUGACCUUGUUGUUCCUGCCUUACCCCAAGCUGUUUCCUCCCCACGGAACCCUGUUAGGCCUGCCCGGCCUCCACGCACCCAACCCUCAGCUACUCCCCGGGGUCAGAGGUCUCGUCCUGUACCCAGUCCCAUCCCUCCUCCUGUGAACGUUGUUGUUCCCCCGCCCCCCCUCCCUUGUUUGUUGUUCUUGUUGUCCCACCCGAAUCCUCUAGUUGUUCUGUCUUGUCUUCCCUUGUUAGUGUUUGUCAUGUUUUCGUGGGUGUUGUCCAGUGUCCAGUCUGUCUUGUCCUGUGUCUCUCCUUGAGGGCCGCCAGGUGGCGUCCCUUGAGGGGAGGGUCCUGUGAGGACUCUGCCAUAAUCUGGUUUAGUAUUAUAUCUAGUUGUGUAUGGCAGGGUCCUGACAGUACAAUGUUUUGUGUGGGAGAACGUGGUUUUGGUAUUGUCAUAUCAGACCACGUUUUUUCCCGUGUCUUGUGACUUUUCCCUGCUCCCUUGUAUUCUCUUGUCAUUGUGUGUUAUUUUUCCCCGCUCCCUUGCAUUUUCCAGUCUUUGUUUUUAUGUCUUGUUUAGUCUAGUGUUCUGUUUUCAUGCAUAUAUAUAUUUAUAUAUAUUUACAUAUGUUUAUAUAUAUAUAAAUAUAUUUAUGCUUUGUCUUGUUGGUACUGUGGUUGUCUUGUGUUUGUAUGUGUUUUACAGGUUCACGUGUGCUUCCCUCACAGGUGUUCCUGUUCAGUGUGAUUGCCUCCUCUCGUCUUCCUCACCUGUUGCUUGUUAUCCUCUCGUCUGGUCUGUGUAUUUAAUCCCUGUGUCUCUAGUGUGUCUUUGCAGAUCCGCUUGUCUAUA